Pollicipes pollicipes is the source of this 2433-nucleotide messenger RNA. Its product is annotated as sugar transporter ERD6-like. NCBI's taxonomy places the organism in Eukaryota, Metazoa, Arthropoda, Thecostraca, Pollicipedomorpha, Pollicipedidae. The transcript is spliced from 13 exons. The record is from RefSeq and is a predicted model, not a curated record. The coding region runs from base 1 to 2433 and encodes 810 amino acids. Gene Ontology annotation, molecular function: transmembrane transporter activity. Gene Ontology annotation, cellular component: membrane. Gene Ontology annotation, biological process: transmembrane transport.
AUGCAUCGCGGCGCCAGCACCGACGUGGUCAACAAGGCGAUCCUCUUCUACCGAGGCAAGAAGGCAGACGUCAUACAAGAGGUCAAGGAUAUCCAGCUGUCUCUUAGAGGCAGACCCAACAUUAGCAUUCGGCGGCAGGUCCAUCUAAUCUUCACCGACUGGGACGUCGCCAAGCCGUGCCUGCUCAUGUUCGUCCAGUUCUUCUUCGAGACCUUCUGCGGCGGCGUGGUGCUCAACCAGUACGCGCUCUCCGUCUUCCAAAUGGCAGCAAUGUCACUGACCCCAAGCCAAUGCGCGCAAGUGCUCGCCGUACUACAGAUGGCAGCCAUCGGCGUGUCGGGCUUCCUGCUGCACUGGUGGGGACGGCGCGCCGUGCUCAUCGGUUCGGCCGUGCUGACCGGCCUCGGGCAGCUGACCGCGGCAGCCUACUUCCAUUUCGAGGCAGCACUGAGCGCGCACACCUGGCUAGUGAUGGUCGGCAUCAUCGUUGCAAACGCCGCCAGUAUGGGCGGCAUCUCCCAGCUCUCGCACCUGUAUCUGGGCGAGACUCUCCCCGUCUCGGUGCGGCAGAUGUACGGCAGCGCCAUCUCUCUCUACAUGGGCGCGCUCAGCAUGGCCUUCAUCCACCUGUUCCCGGUGGUGUUUGCCCGCUGCCUGCUGCCCGAGACACGGGGGCUGACUCUGGAGCAGGUGCAGUUCAAACACUUCAGCACCAAGCGACGCGAAGAGGAGCCGGCAGAAGCGACGGCAGCGGCAGCCGCGGCGAAAGAGGCCCAAGAGCGGCCAGAGGAGGAGGUGGACGCGAACAAGGCGCGCCCGGACAGCGAGGAGGAGCAGCUCGAGAAUGGCACGGUGGCUGCGGCGGUGGUGAUGUCGCAGACGCACGUCGUGUUCGGCGUGUGGGUCAGCUUUGGCGGCCUCCUGAUCGCCGAGGCCCAGUCGGGGGACUCAGCCGGGACCCUCAGCCUGCAGACGGCCACCCUGGUGGCCUCUAUCGCACACCUAGGUCGCAUGCUGGGCUGCGUCGCCUCCGCCCCGCUGACGGACCGGCUCGGCGUGCUGCGCGUGAUCCAGCUGAGCGUGCCGCUGAACCUGCUGGCCUGGCCGAUGAUGACGCUCGGGGGGCGGAGCAUGAUGGUGGCCGGCGCCGUGAUGGCGGGCGCCUUCGUCGGGCUCAACGCGUCUGGAGGGCGACUGUAUAUCGCUGAGGUGACGUCAAACCGCACACGCGGAACGCUCUGCUAUUUGCCCGGAGUGGCCAUUGGACUCAGCCUGUUGGUCAACUUUUCCGUCAGUGCUGCCAUCCCGUGGCGAUAUGCCACACUACUCUGCGGCUGCACGCCAUCUGUUGUGCACUUUCUCGCCUUCACCACCAGGUGGCUGCUGAGCCGCGGGGGCCGCGAGAAGGAGGCGCAGCGAGCGAUCGCCUUUUACCGCGGCAAGCGGGCUGACGUCGCCAUGGAAACCAAACACAUCCUGCAGGUGCUGCGGGGCCGGCCGACUCCAAACAUACUCCAGCAGGCCCGGCUCAUCUUCACCGACUGGGACGUGGCCAAGCCGUGCCUCCUGCUGCUGGUGCAGUUCUUCUUCGACUCCUUCUGCGGCGGCAUUGUGCUGACGCAGUACGCGCCCGGGCUCUUCCGCAUGGCCGUCAGGUCGCUGGCGCCGGCCCAGUGCACCCAGCUGCUGGCCGCGCUGCAGGUGCUGGCGCUGGUCGGCUCCGCCUGCCUGCUCCGCUGGUGGGGACGACGCACCGUGCUGAUCGGAGCCGCCUCCGUCGCCUGUCUCGGCAUGCUCACCGUGGCGGCCUUCUUCAAGUUCCAGGCAACGCUGGGUCUCCACACCUGGCUGGUGGUGGUCGGCGUCGUGCUGGCGAACGCCGGCAGCUUGGGCGGCGUGUCGGCCCUCUCCCACCUCUUCUGCGGCGAGCUGCUGCCCCUGGCCGUGCGCCAGAUGUUCGGGAACGUCCUCUCGCUCUACAUGGGCGCACUCGGUAUGACCUUCAUCCACCUGUUCCCGGUGCUGCGCGAGGCGCUGGGUCUGUCGGGCCUGUUCGCCGCCCUGGCCGGCACGCGGGGGCUGACUCUGGAGCAGGUGCAGUUCAAACACUUCAGCACCAAGCGGCGCGCUGAGGAGGAGGCGGAAGCGACGGCAGCGACGACAGAGACGGCCGCGGCGAGAGACGCUCAGGAGCGGGGGCCGAGCGGCGGCGAGGAGCUCGCGCAAAGCCGAGACCAGGAGCUCUGCGCGAACGGAGACCUAGCGCCGCAAACCAGCCGGGACGAGCAGCGGCGACCGAGUACGGUCGAGCUCAGAGGAAGUCGAGACGAAGAGCGCCGAGCGAGCUGGGACCAUCCCGAAGAAGGCGAGCUCGGAGGGAGGGAAGCGCACGAGCCCGGAUCGAGCGGACCCUCCAGCCCGCAGGAGGUCUGA